AUGGCGGGAAACACGUCAGCCUGCCCCCAUCGCCAACCCACCUACCAGCCGUCUCCCCCGAGGCGGGUCCCCCGCGGCCUGCCCGGACGAUGCCCCCUCAACCGCACCCUGGACCUGCCUCCCCCGGGUGCAGUAGCAGAGGGGCUCCGGGCAUCCGUGGAGCCUCUCGGCCCUCCCACGACCCAAAGACAGCAGCCUCCCUCCGCAAGCGGCUCGAACCCAGAGUGCUCCUGCCCCUUUUUCUCCAGAACCGGGGUGUGGCUCGCCCUUUAUCUUUCCCCCCCGCUUCUGUUCCCCACGGGUACAGCCGGGCGGUGCUCCCUUCCCCCCAAAUCCGGUGCCCGCGAAGACGUGUCGGGCGCGCGUCGACGUCACAGGCGCGCGGGCGCCCUCCGCCGGCGGGGCCGCGCGUUGCGCCGGGAUGCGGCGGGAGCGAAGAGCGCGCUGGAGGCGGGCUUGGGGUGGACCGGCGGACCGGCCGCUCCCCUCCCCUCCGCCACCGACCCCGACCCAAGACUGCACGGGCCCCCAGCCGACAUGGGACGCACAGGUGCCGGGAUCUUUCCAUGCUGCAGUAAGAAGGACGUGGACGUAGUGGAGAAUUGCAGGAAUGAAAUUCAAGAACCCAAGCCAGAACCAGAGCCGGAACCGGAGCCCGAAGCUUCGGAGCCCGAAGACGUGGUUGAGCUCCUCGAUGAAGUCCCCGAGCUGGAGCCGGAAUCAGAACCGGAACCGGAGCCGGAGCCGGAGUCCGAACCCGAGCCGGAGCCGGAGCCCGAACCGGAGUCCGAACCAGAACCGGAACCCGAGCCGGAACCAGAACCGGAGCCUUUGGCGGGAGAAGAGCCCCCGAGAACAGUCGACGCCCAGGUGCAGACGUCGGAUUUGGCGUUCAAGCCAGCCCCCCGGAAGGUGCCCCCGGCCCCCAAGACGGAUAUCGAGAUCCAGACCUCCCUGGAGUCGCUGGAGUCGUCCCCUCCCGAGCCGCCGCUCCUGCCGGCCGGGGUCCGCACGGCCUACGCACAGACCUCCAAGCACCUGUUCUACGUCGACAGGCUCAUCCAGGCCUCGGAGAACAGCAUCCAACAGGCGGCGGGGCCCGAUUCCCGGCUGCUGCCUCCCGCCCCCGACGCCAAAGCCUCCUCCUCUUCUUCCUCCUCCUCCUCCUCCUCUCUCCCCAGGCUCCCCACGGAGGCCCGGCCCACGUCCCAGACCUUGUUCGAGUCAGACCUGCUUAGGGGGGACUCUCCGGGCCGUGCUCUCGGGAAGGAGCCUCCUGCCUCUGACAUCUCGCUCGGCAAACCACAACCCCGGGCGGCCUCCUCGAAGAGCUCCUCUUCUGCCUCCGUCCCGGGACCCCGCGACGCGGAAGAGGAGGCUCCGGGGCCCGCCCCGGCCGCGAUAACUCCAGCCAAGCUCUCUGCUUCGGAGGAGUCUCAAAGAUCCGCUCCCGGGGCCUCGCCGUCCAGGACCCCUUCAGCCAGACUGUCUGCCUCGAAGGAAUCUCAAGGAUUCACCCCCGGGACUCCUCCAGCCGAGCCCUCUGCCUCCAAGGAGUCUCAAAAGUCUGUUUCCAGGCCCCCCUCAGCCAGACCAUCUGCCUCCAAGGAGUCGCAAAAGUCUGUUUCCAGGCCCCCCUCAGCCAGGCCAUCCGCCUCCAAGGAGUCUCAAAAAUCUGCCUCCAGGCCCCUCUCAGCCAGGCCUUCAGUCUCAAAGGAGCCUCAAAAAUCUGCUUCCAGGACCCCUUCAGCCAGACCUUCUGUCUCAAAGGAGUCUCAAGGAUUCGCUCCUGGGACCCCUCCAGCUGAGCCCUCUGCCUCCAAGGAGUCUCAAAAGUCUGUUUCCAGGCCCCCCUCAGCCAGGCCUUCUGUCUCGAAGGAGUCUCAAAGAUUGGCUCCCGGGACCCCUCCCGUUGAGCCGUCUGCCUCCAAGGAGUCUCAAAAAUCUGCCUCCAGGCCCCUCUCAGCCAGGCCUUCCGUCUCAAAGGAGCCUCCAAAAUCGGCUUCCAGGACCCCUUCAGCCAGACCUUCCGUCUCGAAGGAGUCUCAAGGAUUCGCUCCUGGGACCCUUCCGGCUGAGCCCUCUGCCUCCAGGGAGUCUCAAAAACCUGUUUCCAGGCCCCCUUCGGCCCGACCUUCUUCCUCGAAGGAGUCUCAAGGUUUCGCUUCCAAGACCUCUCCACCCAGGACGUCGCCAGUCAGACCUUCUGCCCCCAAGGAGGCACCAGGACUCACCUCCAGGCCCCCCGUAGCCGGGAGCCCCCCGACCCGUCCAUCCGCGGGCCCCGGAGAGAAGCCCGGGGCACCCUUCCCUUUAGAGCUGCAGGGGCUGCUGUCGGGACUGGCCACGGUGGAAAAGCUACAAGAGAAGAGGACCCCUCGCCCCCGACCAACAGCUCAGGCAGCAGAGCAAGAAAUCCGGAAAGACGGGACGGCAGGAGCAAGGAGAGGGUCCCCGAUAUUGCUGCAUAUACAUUUAAAGAUGUCGUGUCGCAGCCCCCCAAAAGCCCCCCACAAAGCCUAGACAAAGCUCGGCCUCCACCAAUAAAGCCUCCAGUGCUAAAGGGCGGGCUUCUGCCGUGUGUUUCUGGCCACUUGCCGUGGCGCUCUGGCUGUCCUGACCUCUGACCUUUGCUCCCUCUAACCCUCUUCGUGUUGGGCAGCCCAGUCGGGACUCUGUCCAGGCCCCUGCUUCUCCCUUUUUUCUUUUUA
Tachyglossus aculeatus (Australian echidna) is the source of this 2711-nucleotide messenger RNA. RefSeq names its product spermatogenesis associated 32 (gene SPATA32). The record is from RefSeq and is a predicted model, not a curated record. Lineage: Eukaryota; Metazoa; Chordata; Mammalia; Monotremata; Tachyglossidae. Gene Ontology annotation, biological process: spermatogenesis. The transcript is spliced from 8 exons. The coding region runs from base 1 to 2523 and encodes 840 amino acids.